UUUCAAUGUACCUUACAUCACUACUUUAUAUCAAUUAUUGUAGAAGGUCUUAUUUUUCGGUUGGAGAGACAAUAUUAUAAAUAAUGGCUGAACCGAUUCGUGUUGUUGUUACCGGUGCUGCUGGCCAAAUAGCUUAUUCCUUGCUAUACAUGAUCGCAAGAGGAGAAGUUUUUGGAAAGGAUCAACCGCUUAUUUUGCAUCUCCUGGAUAUUCCGCCAAUGGUGGGAGUCCUGGAAGGUGUUGUAAUGGAACUUUCCGAUUGCGCAUUGCCUCUAUUGCGCAAAGUUGUGCCUACAACGGACCCACUAGUAGGAUUCAAAGAUGUUUCGGCAGCUUUUCUUGUGGGUGCUAUGCCCCGCAAGGAGGGAAUGGAACGCAAAGAUUUGCUAUCCGCUAACGUAAAAAUAUUCAAAGUACAAGGCGAAGCUCUUGACAAAGUGGCGAAAAAAGAUGUUAAGGUUCUUGUAGUUGGAAAUCCGGCGAAUACCAAUGCGUUAGUUUGUGCCAACUACGCACCAUCGAUUCCACGUGAAAACUUCUCAGCCAUGACUCGCCUUGACCAAAAUCGUGCAUCAUCACAGAUCGCAAAUAAGCUCGGUGUUCCAAUUACUCAUGUUAGUAAUAUAAUAAUUUGGGGUAAUCACUCCUCUACGCAAUACCCAGAUGCUAGCCAAGGAAAAGUCCUGAUAAACAAUGAAUGGAAAUCUAUCGUUGAUGCACUUGGCGACAAUGCCUAUCUCGAAGGCCAAUUUAUUGACACCGUUCAGAAACGUGGCGCAGCUGUUAUUGCAGCCCGCAAAAUGUCGUCAGCCAUGUCGGCAGCAAAGGCUGCAUGCGACCAUAUGCAUGACUGGUGGAAUGGCACAGCCCCAGGAAAAUUUGUAUCCAUGGGUGUGUUUUCAGAUGGCAGCUAUAACUCGCCGAAGGACGUGGUGUUCUCAUUUCCAGUAGAGAUCAAAAACAAGCAAUGGAAAAUAGUUGAAAACUUAUCCGUUAGUAGUUUUGGACAGACAAAGCUGGACUUGACUGCAAAGGAAUUGCAGGAGGAAAAAAAUGAAGCAUUGUCCGUAUUGGAUUCGAAUUGACUAGCCGGCGGAGGGGACUCAAAAUUGUAAGGAGCUUCUGAGCCAAUUGCAUAUUUUGUGUUUGUUUGACAGCUAUUUUACGUGUUAUGCAUUUAUAAAAUGUUUAUA
Messenger RNA from Drosophila novamexicana, 1193 nucleotides. It is a transcript of the gene Mdh1, whose product is annotated as malate dehydrogenase, cytoplasmic. The transcript is spliced from 2 exons. Lineage: Eukaryota; Metazoa; Arthropoda; Insecta; Diptera; Drosophilidae. The record is from RefSeq and is a predicted model, not a curated record. Gene Ontology annotation, molecular function: L-malate dehydrogenase (NAD+) activity. Gene Ontology annotation, biological process: oxaloacetate metabolic process; tricarboxylic acid cycle; malate metabolic process. The coding region runs from base 84 to 1085 and encodes 333 amino acids. Gene Ontology annotation, cellular component: mitochondrion; cytosol.